Spodoptera exigua (beet armyworm) is the source of this 858-nucleotide messenger RNA. Lineage: Eukaryota; Metazoa; Arthropoda; Insecta; Lepidoptera; Noctuidae. The record is from the annotation of a GenBank genome assembly.
AUGGGUCGGCUCGACCGGAGUGAUACCACGGCCUCACUGGAAACCGGUGUGAAACAAUCACAGCGUUGUGUUUCGCCGUUAAAUCGUUUAAACUACUCACAAGAUAAGAAGGGAUGUUGUAAAGAUGUUGCACAGACCACUGGAAAAAAAGUAGAGCCGUGGCCCAAGACGGAACCAUCGUCAACGCCAUGGCGGGCUGAGUGCCCGCACGAGCCCCAGCCUCCCAACUAUGACCCCUACAGGAUAAAAGUGCCCGAUGUUGUCGUGCCACCUCUGCCGUCCAGCAAUGUUAAGCGGACCGGUGUGGUGUACACGACCACUGACCAGCACGGCCAACGUCACGACCCUGCCUCUGCCUACCACCAACAGCAUCAAGGACUCCCGGAUCAGUCAGGAUUUCAAUCUGGCGUCGACCAGCGGAUCAUCGAGGAUGAAGAGGCUAAAGAACCAGGCUUCUUCGACCGUCUAAAAGGCUUUUUCGGAAGACUGAAAGGCAAAGGAAAGGAAGGAGAAGGCCACACUAUGAUCGGCGGCCGCGACGAAAUUCCCAAUGAGGAUGCGCCGGAGCCCUACAAACAUGGAUUUAAUUUUCAAUCGGGUUCUAGCGUUCAAGACUUAUUUCACAACUCCCCCAUUGUGCACCCAGAUUAUUGGAAAGAUAAGCCCACGAAGAGACUGAACGAGGCAGUGAAGGAGGUGUUGCCCAAUCUGGGGUACCAUGGGAAGAACAAAUACAAGUACGCGUUUCACGAGCCUUGGAAGCCGCUGGACCGCGUAUCCUUGCUUGAGGAGGCAGAGAAACAGGAACUGGAGAACGCAGAGGACACGACCAUCAAAACAGACAAACAGGGGCUCUGA